Amoebophrya sp. A25 is the source of this 3072-nucleotide messenger RNA. NCBI's taxonomy places the organism in Eukaryota, Dinophyceae, Syndiniales, Amoebophryaceae. The record is from the annotation of a GenBank genome assembly.
AUUCCGUUUACUUGCAGUGCUGUCCUCUGUGUAUUUGUCUGAACGCGCGAUGAUGAAGAGACAAAGAUGUUGGUGUUGAUUUUUACAAGGUGGUAAUACUAAACAUUGGCUCAGGAUUUAGUGACUUAGUAUCGAAGAAGAAAAUGAAUAAGGCUCACUUCAUUCUCCACGAUGGCGCUUGGGAGCGUGCGCAAUGCCCGUUGGAGACGGAAACGCCCGGACGCGCCAGCAUCGUCAUCUCAGCGAGCACUACUCAGUUUCGCCGCUGCGCAAAGCAUCUUCGCCAAUUCGUUCCGGCAAGUGUCGGCGAUCUUCGCGUAAUCGACUUCGGGUCUGCGCAUGGCCACUCCACUGCGGCGUUGGCUAAGCAGGUGAAAGCGUGGACAGACGAGGAGAACGUUGGCAAGAAACCUCCCUAUUGUGGUAGUCGUGACAAAAAUGCCUCCACCUCUUCUGGUACUUCUUGUAGACACGGUAGUGUAGUCGGGCUGGAACUGGCAACAGACUUCGUGCGUCAAGCUCGCGAGAAGUACCCGGACAUCAGGUUCGAACGCGUCGACGUGCUAGAAGAUCAGGCUUUUGUGCGCAGGCUGAUCUUCGAAGAUCACGCACGUGCUGAUGGGCCGAUUAGCGAUGCUGUUGGAGCUGCAGAAGCAAAGGGAAGCCAAGAAGCAUGGGCAGGUUGCGAUGGAGUAGAUGUACACUCUGGCACGAUGAGGCAUUGCAAUGAAAGUGCAUCAACUAGUGGAGCCUGCUUUCCAGUGGCGUUCGUUGACAUAAGUGGCACCAGAGAACUUAAAGCACUGUGCAGUCUACUUGAAUUCCUGGUCGCGGAUUGCGGCGUAACUCGAAUUUUCGUGAAGUCGCAGAAAAUGUACAGUGAAUUGAAGAAUCUGCUGCAGUCUUCACAUGUGGAAAAUACCACCGAGGUUACUCUUAGUUCUAAAGUGCCAGAUGCGCAUGAAACAAGCGUAGCAGGUGCAACGCUGUCCAAAGCGACAAACGCGACAAAUACUAAUGUAUCAGCUUCGUAUUACUGGCAAGGGUUUUUAGACGCAGCAGCAAAGGAAGACGUUCUUGGCCGCAGUAAGUUUCGAAGAAAUGGCGAGAUAAUCGUUGAUCGGUAUCCUCUUAAACGCCCGGCACGCUAUGCAGAGCAGAAGGCGUCUGCGCCUUGUUCUGAAAAUGCGACCUCAACAGAAGCUGGAGAUGAGGCGAAGAAUGCGCUUAUGGAGGGUCGGAAAGUUGAGAUUUGCCGGUUUCACAACUAUGACUUCGAGGUUGGUUGCAAGAGGCGAGCGCUAGGUCGCUGCCUGUUUGACCAUGAGCACUGCCACUGGUGUGGGCAGCGAGGGCAUCGUGCUGUUGAAUGCGCAGAUUUCAUAGCAGCCAGUAAUUUAGCUAGGAGUGAUUGCAUUUCUAGGGCUCCAGGCGAUAACGGAAUACCGAGCAGCGACGGGACGUCGUCCACUGUCAGCCCCGUCGCGUCAUCGUCAACUGCAAGCCCGGCAUCGACCAUGGGGGAGAGUCGUGGGGUUGGAGAUGAUAUUCAGCCUUCGGACGAUCUAAGAAAUACUUCAUCUGCCUCAUCACCGGCCUUGGCUAAGCGCCGGCGAAUGAUGGAGGAAAAAUCUACUUGUGUGGAGCAAGGUGAAAGUGUCGCUACUUCCGCUAGCUCUACUAGUAAAGCUGCAAAGGAGCGGUUCCUCUUCGUUGUGGGUGGAAGAUUGCGUGGAAGGACAUUGCAAGAAUGUGAGGUUUUGGCAUUAGACCAGCCUGAGUCCACCUGGCAGACUGCUCCAAGCCUUGUGCAUCAUCGUGGCAGCCACGGCGCAUGUCUCCUAGCGGAUGGCAAGACCAUUCUCGCCGCCGGUGGGGGAGGCGUCGAUGGAAACCUCGACUCUGCUGAGGUUUUAGAUGCUGGCUCCUGGCUGCUUGGGCUCUCCCGUUCGGGAGAAAAUCAGAAGGUAUCAAAUUUCUCUAUUCUCCGACAGAGUGCUGGCUUGGGUGAUGCGGCUCGACUAUCAACGCCGCGGCACGCCAUGGGGUGCGUUACAGUGGGAACAAGAUGUUAUGCCGUGGGGGGCUGGCAAUACGGCACAGUUUCGUGUGGUGCGCUCGAGCGAUUGGAGAACUAUGAUGCCACAGAGCCAGGUGCAGGUGGUUCGGCGAAAGCCUCAGAUCACAUGAAAGCGAAAAAAUCGAAAGGAGAUACUGAUACUGCAUUACAUUGGUCCCUGUGUGCGCCACUGCCUACCCCCAGACGAUUAGCAGGUUUCUGUGGUGCUGCAGGGAAAAUAUUUGUCUUUGGCGGUUUUGUCGAUGAGAGGCGAAAGACGGACAAAGUCGAGUGCUACGACACCGAAACAAACGCAUGGACUGAGCGGCGGCCGCUGCCAUGUGGAAGUGUGUGCGUGGCGGCUGUAAGCAUCAAUAGAGGCGACGAUGGGAGUGCUGAUGGUGAGAGGAUCUAUAUCUUCCCGUUCGGAAGUGGGGCUGUGUAUGUGUACGACACAGUUUUGGAUGCGUACAGCACUCUGCGCGAAAGUAGCACCGCAGGAAAAGACCCAAAAGGACAGGAAUUAUCUUGUAGUUCACGACUAGAAUCAGCCUCGACAAAGGAUGAAGUGGUGCUUCCUCUUCCAGAUUGGCACUGUUUUUCCGCCUGUGCAGCUGGAAAGCAGGAGAUUGCAGUGUGCGGCGGAGCGACGGAGGGACGAUGGACGGGUGCAACUUUUUUGCUCAAUGUGUCAACUGGGAAGUGGACAUGCUUAGCAGAUAUGCAACAGGCGCGACGGCGCGCUGCUUCUGUGGUCGUCACAGUGUGAAUGUUGCAGCUAGAAGAGGUGAAAGUUGCUUGCCGCCGGCUUUUUCCUCUCCAUGGUAGUCCACAAAAUCGCACUUUAACGAUUCACCUUUCUGCUUGGCGCGUUGUAAAACUGCAUCGCGAUCGGAGUCGAGGGAUGAAGUAGCCCAAUGCGAUUUUUCACAACGUUUUUUUCCACCCGACAAGCAGUGAUAGAUUUAACAAUCUGGCAACCCAAAUCACUUUUUUAGUACGCUGCAUUGGAU